UAUUCUACGACUGCACUGCAUGCACGUUGUAGAGGUUAUGUCCGUUAAUACGGUUUGUAAACAGUAUUCAAGAAUUUCGUGACAAUAUACAAUUCUGUGUUCAGUGAUGAAGGAAAAGGUUCAGAAAAAAUGAUAAAGGAUUUAUUUAAAGUAUACAAGUUUCGUUUCUGUAUAUUGUUAUCGAAUGUGGCGAGAAAGUAAUACACUUCACACGGGUUCAUGUAAGACAUAAAUAUAUAUUGAAAUGUAUUUAAAACUUUUCAUUAUUCUGUGUGUUUUCCAAAUUAACCAUGCUUGGGAGGCGCCAGAAAAUUUUGCAAAGACUGGUCAUUCGAAUAACUGGGCGGUAUUAGUUGAUACCUCGCGUUUUUGGUUUAAUUAUCGGCACGUGGCAAAUGUAUUAUCGAUUUAUCGUAGUGUUAAACGUUUGGGAAUACCAGACUCUCAGAUUAUUCUCAUGAUAGCAGACGACAUGGCAUGCAAUCCAAGAAAUCCUAGGCCAGCUACUGUGUUCAAUAACAUCAAACAACAUAUUAAUGUUUAUGGAGACGACGUAGAAGUAGAUUAUAGAGGCUAUGAAGUCACUGUAGAAAACUUUGUGAGGUUAUUAACUGGAAGGUUAACACCGGAAACACCGAGAUCUAAGAAAUUGUUAACAGACGAAGGGUCUAAUAUUUUGAUUUAUCUUACUGGCCAUGGUGGAAAUGGAUUUCUAAAGUUCCAAGAUUCAGAAGAAAUUACUAGUCAAGAACUUGGGGAUGCGCUUGAACAAAUGUGGCAAAAGCGAAGAUAUCAUGAGAUUUUGUUUAUAGUGGACACAUGCCAAGCGAGUUCUAUGUAUCAAAAGUUUUACUCUCCAAACAUUUUAGCAGUUGCUUCUAGUCUAGUGGGGGAAGAUUCACUUUCUCAUCACUUGGAUCCUGCCAUUGGUGUUUACAUUAUAGAUCGGUAUACGUAUUAUGCGUUGGACUUUUUAGAAAACGUAGAGCCUUCUAGUACUAAAACUUUAGGAGAAUUUCUCAAAGUAUGCCCCAAGCAUUAUUGCCUAUCAACAGUAGGAGUAAGGAAGGAUUUAUUCAGAAGAGAUCCCGAUAGGGUACCAGUUACAGAUUUCUUUGGAUCCUUGAGGCCUGUAGAGUUAACUACAAGCAUAAUGAACGUUUUGCCUCUUAAAGCAAACAAGACAAAAACUAUCGAGCCGGAAAGAAAAUAUUCUUACGUUGCACAGUUUCCGGAUAUAUCGCAAUUUACAUAAUGUAUAGAAAUAUCAAAUUAUAUAAUAAAAACCAAAUUUAUAAAAAAAAAAA
Molecule: messenger RNA, 1307 nt
Organism: Hylaeus anthracinus
Lineage: Eukaryota; Metazoa; Arthropoda; Insecta; Hymenoptera; Colletidae
Gene: PIG-K
Product: putative GPI-anchor transamidase
Exons: 4
Coding region: 245-1255 (336 amino acids)
Biological process (GO): protein localization to cell surface; proteolysis; attachment of GPI anchor to protein
Cellular component (GO): GPI-anchor transamidase complex
Molecular function (GO): GPI-anchor transamidase activity
Source: RefSeq, a predicted model, not a curated record